UUCAGGAAGCCAUUACGCAGCUGGCUGGCGGCGGUCGGGCCGGUCAGGGCUGGGCCCUACGCACUUUGCGUAGCGAGGGGGGUUACUUAAGGCCUGGUACUUGGCCUUGAACAAGCCCUGCCUUGUCCCCCUAAAGGGGGUGGGGGUGAGAGAGAGGCGAGGCUGAAAAAGAAGAGAAGAGAAAUUGGGGCUGUUAAGGGCAUUAUAAUUUCUUUAAAAAGAGAGGAAAGGGGAGGCUAUGGCUGUCCCAGCCAAGAAGAGGAAGAUGAACUUUUCAGAGAGGGAAGUGGAGAUCAUCGUGGAGGAACUGGAACUGAAGAAGCACCUGCUGGUGAACCACUUCAAUGCUGGGGUCCCUCUGGCUGCUAAGAGUGCGGCCUGGCAUGGCAUCCUGAGAAGGGUCAACGCUGUGGCCACCUGCCGUAGGGAGCUGCCCGAAGUCAAAAAAAAGUGGUCCGACCUCAAGACCGAGGUCCGUCGCAAGGUUGCCCAAGUCCGAGCUGCUGUAGAAGGUGGCGAGGCUCCAGGGCCCACAGAAGAAGAUGGAGCUGGUGGACCUGGGACAGGCGGUGGCAGUGGUGGCAAUGGCACAGCCAUAGCUCCUGUACUGCUGACCCCAAUGCAACAGAGGAUCUGCAACCUGUUGGGUGAGGCCACCAUCAUCAGCCUACCCAGUACCACAGAGAUCCAUCCCGUGGCCCUCGGACCCACGGCCACUACAGCUGCAGCCACGGUCACCCUGACACAGAUCCCCACUGAGACCACCUACCACACGCUGGAGGAGGGAGUGGUGGAGUACUGCACAGCUGAAGCCCCUCAGCCCCUGCCGACAGAGGCCCCGGUUGAGAUGAUAGCCCAGCCUGCAGAGACCUCCGUCAAACCACAGGCACUCAAGAGCCGUAUUGCCCUCAAUUCGGCCAAGCUGAUCCAGGAGCAGCGGGUCACCAACUUACACAUAAAGGAGAUCGCCCAGCACCUGGAGCAGCAGAACGACCUGCUACAGAUGAUCCGGCGUUCUCAGGAGGUGCAGGCCUGUGCCCAGGAGCGGCAGGCCCAGGCCAUGGAGGGCACCCAGGCAGCCCUGAGUGUUCUCAUCCAGGUCCUCCGACCCAUGAUUAAAGAUUUCCGACGCUACCUACAGAGUAACACUCCCAACCCAGCUUCAGCCCCUGACCCUGGACAGGUGGCCCAGAACGGGCAGCCAGACAGCAUCAUCCAGUGAGGGCAGGGGUCAAACCGGUACUCUGCUUGUGAUUGAAGGAGACGUCUGUGGAAUUUUAAGUGGUUUCUGUGGGCAGCUUGAAGUGGGCUGUGUGGAUAGCUCCCUCUUGGAUAGGUACGUGGGGUUUGUUAGUCUGAGAAAAAUGAAGGAGACUAGGAAAAGGAAUUUGCUGGGUUCCUCGAACCCAGUCUAUCUUAGUUCAACCCCUGGAGAUGCCUUGCUGAGAAGAUUUUAGCUGGGAGCCAUGUAUGCUGGCGAUGGAACAUGGGUUGACAUGGUCUAAGGCUUGAGACAUCACCCACACUCAGUUUAAGACAACUUUAAAGACAGACUGGUUCUCGCUGGGGCUACGUCUCAGCACACGAUCGUCAGUCAGCGAGCUGCCCCACCUCAGGUACACCAUCCUUCUGAGUGCCAUCCUGCCAGUGUCGCUGGCAGAAAUGCAAUAACACCCUAAGAAGAAUGUCUCCCAGCACCACUGGGAAGUCCCGGUCCUUUCUCCCUCUCACUGUGCCUCCGUUCUCAGGGGACUCUUGACUGCUGUACGCCACAACCACCCAGGCACAGCCCAGCUCUUGGAUAUGCCCCGAGACGCAUGCAGCCGGCCUGGCUCAGGAAUGCUGCUGUGUGUUGUGGGUUGGCCACUCUCUAGUCUUCCAUGGCAUCUCUGGGUAGCUGUUCUGUAGUUUGCCCCAUCCCCAGACUUCAACACAGGUGGGCUUCCGGUGCUGUCAGUGUUAGAAGGCAAACUCCUGUGGAAUCCUGUUUCCUGCUGCAGUGUACUUGAGAUGAACCUCUAGUUUUUAUUUUGUUAUUUUUUUUUUCUUUAGAAAGCUCACUUCCUAGCCAUUCAUAUUUAUUCUAAAGAUGAACCCUUUCUGGGAGGGCUCCAGGCUCUGUGGCCACCCUUCUUUCUCCUCCUCUGGACCACAUGUCCAAAAUACAGUGCACAUAGAUCCCUGGCCCACCCAGUACUCGUCUCCCUUACUCAGUGCCUGGAGCCCUGAAGAUGCCCCCGCCCCCCUCUGGCUGAGUGAGUCCAAAGCAAGGACAACGGUCCCUGAAUGUAAGAGGUGGAAGAUAGCAAGUGGACACUUUGAACCUUGUGCUGUAGCAGGACAUAGCCCCAGAGGGCUGAAGCUCGUGUUGCCUGGCUUUCUACCUUCUCUCUGAGGCACUUACAAGAGACUCUGCCAGGCAAGGUUUAUUUGGAUCACUUUCAGACUUGAGGCCUCAGUCUCCUACGUUACUACCCCAUUCGCCAUGUUGCCGCCACAUCUGGGACACUCAUGAUUACAACUCAAAGUUCCAGAUCUUAGCCAGGCAAAGAGCCCAUGUUGCCUUUCCAGGCAUGUGCACAUAGAGAUGCUCAGCUCCACCGUGGUCUCAGGAAGAGGUCCCCUGGAAACAGUGAGGUGGCUACCCACUGUCCCCUUCUCCAAGGAGGCACGUGUAAUGCUAGCUACUGAGAGAUGGAAUGAGGUGGGGCCCCAGCAGGGUUGCUACGGGAGCCUCCUAAGGAUUUGUGACCUAGUUUGGUUCUCUGGGGUUGGAAAUCUGAGCCAAUGUUGUAUCUGUUCCAUUUGUGCAUAAAGAGGAAGCCUAGAUUACUUAAGCUAACUUGUUCUUCCCAGGUCACAACUUUAAAUUAAAGAAAUUUCCCUUUUUUAUACACA
Molecule: messenger RNA, 2898 nt
Organism: Rattus rattus (black rat)
Lineage: Eukaryota; Metazoa; Chordata; Mammalia; Rodentia; Muridae
Gene: Naif1
Product: nuclear apoptosis inducing factor 1
Exons: 2
Coding region: 239-1222 (327 amino acids)
Cellular component (GO): nucleus
Source: RefSeq, a predicted model, not a curated record